AAUUAGACUCAAGAAUUUCUCAUAAAACGUUUUCUUGGAAUAUCAAACGACAAAUUCUUCGAAAAAUGACACUUCAAUCCAACACAAACCUCAUGAAAGUCGCUGAUGAAUUUGCCGAUUUCUACCCGUUGAUGUUGAUGCCUGAUGAGGAUCAAUCCGGUCCACAUCUUCACACUCAAGAAACAGAAUCCAUGUUCAUCCUCACCGUCGAACUCAAAGGAUAUACACGAUCGAACAUAAAAGUUGAGAGCAACGAAGACGGGAAUAGAAUCAAAAUAAGUGGACAAAAGCCGUUUCAAGAUAUGUUGAUUGUAGGAGGAAGGGUUGUCAAGAAAGAUAUCGAGAUGAGGGGAUUUCAGAAGUGGUUUGAAGUCCCAAAAGGGGUGAUCUAUAAUCAAGUCAAUGCUGUUUUUAAUGAAGAUGACUCCGAGCUCGUGAUACGAAUGCCAAAAGUUACACAAGGCGUCACUGGAGCCCAAGUCGAGGAGUUGAAAACCGAAGAAAUUCAAGCGGAACCAACAAAGUUAUUGCAACUUUGUACCAAUGAAGAGUUGUUAGAACAAGAGGCACACAAGGUUGUAUAUGACAAUGAAGAUGAAUCUAAGGAUGACGGCGAAAAACCAAAAUCGCCUAAAAGGAAGUUCAAGAUAUGUACUCCGCUCAUAUUUGGAUCGGCAUUCGUUAUAUCUCUCGUCGUUUUGGUUUUCCACUUGGCCGGAUCUAAAAAACAAGAAGACCCGCGAAAGAAAAAGGAUCAAAAUUAGUUUAUUGUGUUGUAAAUCAAAGUAAUAAAAAGUCAUCUCACUUUUAAAGUUAGAUGAUUAAAAUCAUGACAAUAUAUUGAUAUGAUAACCAUCAUAACAAUUCUAUUGUAAUGUUUAGCUAGAAAUGCACAAAUGGAAUAAUGUAGCAAAAGAAA
This is a messenger RNA of Helianthus annuus (common sunflower), 919 nucleotides long. RefSeq lists its product as uncharacterized. The record is from RefSeq and is a predicted model, not a curated record. NCBI's taxonomy places the organism in Eukaryota, Viridiplantae, Streptophyta, Magnoliopsida, Asterales, Asteraceae. The coding region runs from base 66 to 764 and encodes 232 amino acids. The transcript is spliced from 2 exons.